This is a messenger RNA of Miscanthus lutarioriparius, 315 nucleotides long. NCBI's taxonomy places the organism in Eukaryota, Viridiplantae, Streptophyta, Magnoliopsida, Poales, Poaceae. The record is from the annotation of a GenBank genome assembly.
AUGGCGAAGUCUCUGCGAUCCAAGCGGGAGAAGCGGCUGCGGACGUUGCGCCGGGAGAUAGCGGAGCCCUUCUACGACAAGAAGGAGGCCGCCAAGCUCGCGGCGCAGGCCGCUGCCCUUGCUGCUCCCCCGCUCCAGAAAUAUGAUGUGGAGAUGUCUGACGAAGGGAACAACAGGUCUAAAACCUUGUUGAAGCCACUUGGCACCAUUAGCAAGAAGAAGAAACUUCUCCCAAGCUAUUCAUCCCCAAAGAACGUUCUCAUCGGCUUAUCGCCCAUGUUUGGAACCAAUGUCGAGCAGUUAGGGAGCAUAUGA